UGAUGAUGGCCCUACCUUCUUUUCACACUCCGUUGCUUGCGUUAUGCCUGUCGGUGUCUGGAACAAUAUGAGCUUGCUCGUCGAUAACACGUUCGCCAUGCCCGUUUGUGGGGUUCGUCGUCCCAAGGUCGCGUGGUGUGGGCUUGUCCUCAACCCCUCCCGUCAUUCCACUGUCAAUGGCAAGCCUCCCACGACCGCCCUUCCCGUUCAUCUCUUUCGCAGACGUUUCUUUUUAUUUGACCUGUAUGCAUAGACGAGAGCCACACAAAUUCAAGAAACGCUAUGCGGAAGUAGCCGACGAGGACUCGAAACCACCUAGCAUAAGAGGGAGUAAAUAUGGGAGAAACGAGGACACUGCGUCCUACUUUCUCCUUUGUGUCGCAAUCCCCGCUCCUUUUAGUGUAAAGCCAUUGGUGAAUAUUGUUCGGGUUGGGGUUGAUAUCUCUUCCGAGCCAAUGCGCGUGGGUGUAAUAUUGUUCUGCGUUGGCUGUUGUUUUGGUUUUGAGAUUUUUGGUGCUUUCCAGUCGGGGGUGGACUGUGUCGGCGUGCAUCAUUCUAAGCAUCCCCCCCAUUGCUCCCUCAACCCCUCCUCCCCACCUACUCCUUCGCCCGCAUCUUCCCAUUCACAACAUACAUCUUCUUAUUCGCAACAUGCGCCAUCGGAGGUGCUGGUGUUGACGGGAGCUGUGCUGCGGAGCUUAAGUGCCGCAGCCGGCUUCUUAGGUUUCUCGGCCGCCGCUUUUUUGCUGUUGAUCUGCUUUUUCUCCAAACCAUUACCAUUGUAACCACCGCUGCCCUCCCCAUGCACCGCAUUGUCGGGGUCUUGAUCGUUUCAUCCAUCCCGUUCUGAUUGCCAUCACCGUUACUACCCUCCCUGCGCGCCGCCAUAGCGUUGUCAACGUGGCUUCCAUCUGCUUCGUUCUGCACGCUGUUCCCCUCGCUACUCUCCCCACCACCCGUCAUCAUAUCAGCGCCAUUAGCAUUCCCUUCAUCCACUUCACCACCACGCCCUUCGUCCCCAUCUUCAGCGUUCCUUGUUUCUUUGUUGUUGUUCUUUUUGUGUCUCUCACC
Messenger RNA from Fimicolochytrium jonesii, 1071 nucleotides. RefSeq lists its product as uncharacterized. The record is from RefSeq and is a predicted model, not a curated record. Lineage: Eukaryota; Fungi; Chytridiomycota; Chytridiomycetes; Spizellomycetales; Powellomycetaceae. The transcript has a single exon. Bases 177 to 785 code for a protein of 202 amino acids.